Messenger RNA from Diorhabda sublineata, 9975 nucleotides. It is a transcript of the gene Usp7, whose product is annotated as ubiquitin carboxyl-terminal hydrolase 7. Gene Ontology annotation, molecular function: cysteine-type deubiquitinase activity; cysteine-type endopeptidase activity; protein binding. The record is from RefSeq and is a predicted model, not a curated record. Gene Ontology annotation, cellular component: cytosol; nucleus. Lineage: Eukaryota; Metazoa; Arthropoda; Insecta; Coleoptera; Chrysomelidae. Bases 2471 to 5824 code for a protein of 1117 amino acids. The transcript has 15 exons. Gene Ontology annotation, biological process: regulation of protein stability; protein deubiquitination.
GAUGUCGUUACAACCAAGGAUGUGGUUCACCUAUGGUUGCAAUUACAAGAUCAAGUUGUUUACAUUUCCGUAUGACAGAUCAUUACUCCCACCAAAUGUUCGCGAUUAGUUCGGGUUAUUGCGGGUUUGCCAGCUUUAUCUAUCGGUAAAAGUUUUCAGAAAUGUCUUAAAAAAACUUUUAAUUUGAUAGAUAUGGAUCUACAAUGACAGUUUUAAUUAAAAGAAAUAAUCGUAAUAAGUUACAUUUCAAGCAAUGGAACAAAAUUACACCGCGUCGCCUUGAAGGUCAAACGGGUACUUUUGGUAUCUAAAAUGUUUUUAAAUUACCCUUUUAUUGAAUAUUUGUAUGGUGUAAACAAUUUUUUAAAAAAUAUAAACAAUUACGUUGUGUAGUGAGCAAAAAAGUGGAUAAUUUAAAAAGAAAUCAUUCUUCCCCAUCGGUAAGUAUUUUUAGGUUAAGUUAUACAGUUGUCAUUGAAACCAGUGGAGUACACAGGCGUUUUAAAGUGGUUAUAUUUUAUCAAUUAUUCUUAUAUUAAUUAAAUAACUUGUUCUGAUUAUUAUCUUGUAUUUUUAUUUUCGGUUUGCAAUCUUCCAGUGGAUUUUUAUUUCAAAUAAAAUACUAGUUUUAAUUGCAUUAUAUAUUCAACGUCUUAAUGCGAGUUUUUCAUCAAUACUUCUUCUUUUUUAACAUAUCAUCGUUCUGUCAUUUUUCUUCCUAAAAAUUUCUAACCUCAAAACUAACAUAUGUCUUUUCAAGUAUUCAUUAUUCAAGCCUCUACUACUUAUCUCCAUAAUAUUUUCAAAUGACGUUACUAAAGACACUAAAAAAACUUUUUUCAACUUAAUGUUAAAAGUAGAAAACCUUAAUAACCAUAAAGUUUGAAAUAAAUUAUUUUUUCUACUUGUUUUCCUACUCUAAUAGGUUUAUUAAAAGUUUUACGAUCUCUUUUGUUGUUUUUUAUUAUUAUUAAUUAAAAAAAUAUUAAUUUUGUCUUAUUUAUAUACCUCUACCUCGUUAAUGUCUGACUGUCUGACGCACGUUUCGAUAACAAAGUUAUCGUCUUCAGAGUCUGAAAGUAAGGUUUGAUGAAACUGGAAGGGGGGACUACCUCGAGUCUUUGAAGUCUUUGGUUUUCGAAACGCACAUCAAACAAUGUUAUUGUUGGUGUAGUGGUAGUGUAAACGGUGUGUUGACUAUGAAUAUGUCAAACAGUUCCAGAAAUUCUCACUUAGAAACAAUACGCAGUUUUAUUUUUAUAAUAUUUUUUCCAAAUUUCAUGAAAUAUUUUGAUAAUUUAUCUACCUAUAUCUAAAAUUAAUAAAUUUCUAUUUUCACGUAUUAUUUGUUUCAAACUACGCCUAUGGCAAUGGCGGUUAUAUCAACACUCUGUUUGCAACGUAGUUAGACAGUCAUAAGAAAUCCGUCCAUCCUUUUCUCACAAACAAUUUUAUUCCAUAGAAUGGAAUUUUUUGUCUUUGUCUAUCUUUACCUGCAGUCUUAUGAAAAUAUUAUUUCAAAUACGUACAAAUCUAAAAACUUUGUUUAAUAUAGAUAAAUUCUCACUGAUAAGGCGAGGGCUGGAAGACUGAAAAAUAUUCUUAUCGGUUUUUUUAAAGGGGAUGUUUAUGUUACGAAGAGGGUAGAUAAGGUUCUAGUUAAAAGGUACGGAAUUGAUAUGAAAAUUUAUAAUGUAAUUAUGCUUAGCGCCCAUAUAUAGUACAUUUAGCCUCUUGUAACUUUUUCAAAUUAAAUAGUUCAUUGAAAGAGUUCAAGAAUAGGAAAUUAGAAAAGUUUUAUUUUGGUAAAAUGAAUUUCAAUAAAAAAAUUAUUAAACUUAUUGACGAUUUAAUUGUGCGUAUUUAUAUCGGAAAAAAUAAAAAAAAAACAUCAAAAGGAAUCAAAAUUAGUUUUGACGUUAUGAUUUGUCAAAAGUUGUGAUUCAUUUAAAUCAAUUCAAAUACGUUUGAAAUGAAGAUAUCUACGAUUACGAACUUAAAUAGUUGAGCUUAUAUCUGCUAGAUGGAUCUGUGUAAGUGACAGUUCAAAGAAAUUUCUGUCUAAAAAUUUGCGCGCAGGUCAUAGAAAAUGCCUCCAUUUUGUUUAUUUUCUUAUGUGAAAAGUGUAGUGUCGGCAUUGCGGUAAAUUAUCAUUUAAUAAAGCGAAUGAACGUAAAAUAAACAACAAAUUCUAACAAGUUGAAAAAUAUCGUCGUAUAUAUGUUCCUUGUGCGUUUCCCUCGUUUAGAGGGUUUAAAAAAUAGCAGACAUUGGGCGCAUCGCGAGUAAGCACUUUGUCAAAUUGACUACUGUGUCGGGCACUAAAAAUAACCCUCAAAACAACAGUAACUCUCUUCAUCGUGGUGUCGUGACAGACAAAGAAGGUUUUCUGCACAUAAAAAAGAGUAAAAGUGUAUUCGGCACUGUUGGAAGAGACAAAACUGUGCCCGUUGUAUCACCACCCCCAAUAAUGAACCACGUGACAGGCCAUUAUCGUCGAAACGAAGACAAUCCUCAAAAUACUAAUGCUAAUGAAGUUGAAGAUAUGGAAACUCAAGAAGUGACUACAAUGGAAUACAUCACAGAUUCUGGUGGUGCAGAAAUGGAUCAGACUCAAAAUGGAGAGAUCAUUGUUGGUCCACAACCUGAUCCGAAUGCAAUAGCACAAGAUACCGAAAUGGAAGAAGAUGAGGCUCGUUCAGAAGCAACUUUCAGAUUUACUGUUCAGAAUUUUAGUAAAUUGAAGGAUUCAGUGUUGUCCCCACCAUGCUUCGUGAGAAAUUUACCAUGGAAGAUAAUGGUGAUGCCACGUAACAGCCAUGCUCAAGAUGCUAGAUCAGACAGGCCAUCACAAAGAUCUUUGGGAUUCUUUUUACAAUGCAAUGGUGAAAGCGAAUCGAGCUCUUGGUCUUGUUACGCCGUUGCAGAAUUGAGGAUGCUUUCGGUUAGACCUGAUAUUGAGAAUUUCACCAGGAAGAUUCAACAUUUAUUUUAUUCGAAGGAAAACGAUUGGGGUUUUUCCCAUUUUAUGGCAUGGAAUGAUGUCUUGGAUCCGGACAAAGGUUUCAUCAAGGAUGAUGCGAUUACCUUGGAGGUGCAAGUAGUAGCGGAUGCACCCCAUGGGGUAUCGUGGGAUAGUAAAAAACACACAGGGUAUGUCGGUUUGAAAAAUCAGGGUGCAACAUGUUAUAUGAAUUCUUUACUCCAAACUUUGUAUUUUACUAAUCAAUUGAGAAAGGCGGUUUAUAAAAUGCCAACCGAAUCCGACGAUUCUACCAAAUCUGUGGCUUUGGCUUUGCAACGUGUUUUUCACGAAUUACAAUUUUGCGAUAAGCCAGUCGGUACCAAAAAGCUAACGAAAAGUUUCGGUUGGGAGACGCUAGAUUCAUUUAUGCAGCAUGAUGUUCAGGAAUUUUUAAGGGUGCUAUUAGAUAAGUUAGAGAGCAAAAUGAAAGGUACAUGUGUCGAAGGGACCGUUCCAAAAUUAUUCGAAGGGAAAAUGAUUUCGUAUAUAAGAUGUAAAAAUGUUGAUUACUCAAGUACUAGAUCGGAAACUUUCUACGAUAUACAGUUGAAUAUAAAAGGAAAAAAGAAUAUUGACGAAUCAUUCAAAGACUAUAUUGCCAAAGAAACAUUAGAUGGUGAUAAUAAGUAUGAUGCCGGCGAACACGGUUUGCAAGAUGCCGAAAAGGGUGUCAUCUUCAAAGAAUUUCCCCCUGUAUUACAUUUGCAUUUGAUGAGGUUCCAAUACGAUCCGGUGACCGAUAGUUCGGUCAAAUUCAAUGAUAGGUUCGAAUUUUACGAAAAGAUAUCGUUGGAUACUUACCUCCAAGAUCCAGAUCCUAAUAAUCCGGCAAAUUAUACAUUACAUGCCGUACUUGUACAUAGCGGCGAUAACCACGGGGGACAUUAUGUUGUUUUUAUCAAUCCCAAAGGUGAUGGUAAAUGGUGUAAAUUUGAUGAUGAUGUCGUUUCGAGGUGUACGAAGCAGGAAGCUUUGGAGCACAAUUACGGCGGUCACGACGAAGAUAUGAACAUGACAGUUAAACAUUGUACCAACGCAUACAUGUUGGUGUACAUUAGAGAUUCGGAAAUGCAUAAAGUCCUCCAAGACGUUACUGACGUUGAUAUUCCGACUGAGUUGGCGGAUCGUUUGGCCGAGGAAAAACGAAUGGAACAAGUUCGUCGUAAAGAACGCAACGAAGCGCAUCUUUACAUGACUAUAAAUGUUCUGUUGGAGGAUUCGUUCGACGGUCAUCAGGGUAAUGAUUUGUAUGAUCCCGAAAGGGCCCUUUUUAGAGUAUUCAAAAUUAAAAAAAUGGCUACCGUUGCUGAAAUGAUGGAAAUGUUGGCCGACGCUUUCAAAUAUCCUCCAGAGCAGAUAAGACCGUGGCCGUUCAGUCAAAGAUCAAAUCAAACGAUUCGACCGAGCGUUUUGGAUCUCGAAACCGAUCUCCAUAAGGCAGUUACAGAUGCAGCAGAAAACAUGAACCCUUGGAAUAUAUUUUUGGAAUUACUACCGCCCGAUUCGGGACAGUCCACGCUUCCCACUUUCGAUAAAGAAACUGACGUUUUGCUAUUUUUCAAAAUGUACGAUCCCAAACAAAAGAAAAUCCAUUACUGCGGUCACAGUUAUUUACCCGUCACUAGUAAAUUAGUGGAUAUCAUACCGUUGUUGAAUGAAAGAGCGGGUUUCCCACCAGACACAGAAUUACUUCUUUAUGAGGAAAUUCGUCCAAAUAUGAUAGAAAAAAUUACCAAUUUUAAUGAUCCACUGGAAAAGGUAUUAGAAGAAUUGAUGGAUGGUGAUAUAAUAGUGUUUGAAAAAGAAGAAAGGGAAGAACUUUCGGAUCUCCCGACUUGCGUCGAUUAUUUUAAAGAUUUGUUUUGUCGAGUUGAAGUUACAUUUGUAGACAAGUGUAUACCGAACGAUCAAGGAUUUACAAUGGAAUUGUCCCAGAGAAUGACGUACGAUCAGUUUGCUAGGGCGGUAGCGCAAAGGGUCGGUACAGAUCCGUAUCUGUUACAAUUCUUUAAAUGUCAAAGUUAUAAAGAUAGUCCCGGUCACCCAUUGAGGUGUACCUUCGAGGGCACUCUCAAAGACUUACUAGUGUAUUCGAAGCCAAAAGUACCGAAAAAAAUAUUUUAUCAACAACUUAGUAUUCGGGUAAAUGAACUAGAGAAUAAGAAGCAAUUUAAAUGUGUAUAUGUGGGUCCCAAAAUGAAGGACGAAAAAGAAUUGAUAUUAUAUCCAAAUAAAGGUGGGACUGUAGCCGAUUUAUUGGAAGAAGCUAAAAAACAAAUAGAAUUCGGCGAAGGUAGUACAGGAAAACUUAGGUUAACGGAAGUGAGUAGUAGUAGAGUAUCGAUGGGGCCAAAAGAGGAUACGCCGUUAGAGCAGCUAGGAAUAACUGCUACGAAAGUUUAUAGGAUCGAAGAAGUACCUCAAGACGAGUUACAUCUAGCCGAAGAUGAAAUGCUAGUCUCUUGCGCUCAUUUUCACAAGGAAAUUUUUUCUACAUUUGGUAUUCCAUUUCUUAUAAAACUCAAGAAUAACGAACCUUUCAGUAAAGUUAAAGAGAGAAUACAGAAACGAUUGGCUGUGCCUGAAAAAGAAUGGGAAAAAUUCAAAUUUGCAAUUGUUGCUCUGGGUAGGCCACAAACUAUUCAAGAAGACGAGUAUAUAGUGAACUUAGCCGAUUUCAAACCUGCUCCUAAUCAAUCAGGUAGUCCACGACCUUGGUUAGGUCUAGACCAUGUGAAUAAAACCCCCAAGAGGUCUCGAUUCAACUACCUGGAGAAGGCCAUUAAAAUAUACAACUGAGACUGACAGAAGAAACGUUUAGUGACAAAUCUAUCAUCACCACCCUAUAACCAAUCACCAACUAAUAUUGCGUUAUGGCCGACAUUUACCCCUGCUCACCUAACAAUUUACCUAUAACGAGGUGCGUGUGCGCAUUGUCACUAUAUUAAAUACGGUAUGAGCUCGCUAAAUAGUCUAGACGUCUACUUGAAAGUUCGGCGUAUUGUUUGAGAAGACGCAAUUUUUCUUUUUAGUCCUUGUUUUACGGUUAGAUAAAAAAAUAUUAUAUAGAGGGUGCCUUAUUUUUAUAUAAAGAAAUAUUUCUUGUUGAUUUAUUCACUGAUUUAAAUCCACACGUUGGAAAUUUGUUAAAUGGUUGUUAGAAUCAAGUAAAUCGUUAUAUCAAUAGCAUUCGCAACACUUAUUUCAGCUUCUGAUAACAUCAGCUCCUUUCCAUGUUUUUAGAAUACUGUAGCAUCAAAAGCGAUACUCUUGAGCUAAAAUUAAAUUUCCAAAUUCUUUUUAUCCUGCAGUAUAGUCAGUACAGGAAUUACUACUUUCGAAACCAGCUUGGUUACAUCGUCAUUUAUAAUUCAAUUAUUUCUGUUCUUGUAUAGAUCUGUCGAUUUUUGGCUUUAAUGGAUCAAAAUAUCUUUCGGAGGAUCUGUACUACACUGGAACUACAGUCCUCAAAGAGCCACCAUAUUCUCCAGUCGUUUAGGUCGACACCUAGCUCCCAAAGAGCUUCUUCUAAUGAAAGACCAACUAUUUGCAACUGUUACUUCGAGAUCGUUCCAAGUCUCAUUUUCAAUUGUAUAACCUCUGGAAAUCAUCAGUUACAUGUUUCAGGGAAAAUUUCCAGUGUGUAACAAGCUGCAGCUCAUUUCUGAGAAAAUUUGGCAGAAUGAUGUUGAGUUUUCAAUAGUAAAACCUCUGGAAAUCAUCAGUCACAACUUUUAGGGAAAAUUUCCGGUGUGUAACAAGCUGCAGCUCAUUUCUGAGAAAAUUUGGCAAAAUGAUGUUGAGUUUUCAAUAGUAAAACCUCUGGAAAUGAACAGUAACACCUUUUAGGGAAAAUUUUCAGUGUGUAACAAACUGCAGCUCAUUUCUGAGAAAAUUUAGCAGAAUGAUGUUGAGUUUUCAAUAGUAAAACCUCUGGAAAUGAACAGUAACACCUUUUAGGGAAAAUUUUCAGUGUGUAACAAACUGCAGCUCAUUUCUGAGAAAAUUUAGCAGAAUGAUGUUGAGUUUUCAAUAGUAAAACCUCUGGAAAUGAACAGUAACACCUUUUAGGGAAAAUUUCCGGUGUGUAACAAGCUGCAGCUCAUUUCUGAGAAAAUUUGGCAAAAUGAUGUUGAGUUUUCAAUAGUAAAACCUCUGGAAAUGAACAGUAACACCUUUUAGGGAAAAUUUUCAGUGUGUAACAAACUGCAGCUCAUUUCUGAGAAAAUUUGGCAGAACUAUUCCGAAUCUUCAACUGGAAAUCAUCAAUUACAUCUUUUCGGAAAAAUUGUUUCCAUUCCAUGCAAUUUUUGAUAACGUUGGGUUGUAUUAGACAUAUUUGUCAUCCUAGGUUGGCAGAUAUAAAAUAUCAAAAAAAUAACCUGGAUACUUGUGAAUAGAAGUAAAAAGGAAAAUUUCAGAGUAAACUUUGAAAACUCUUAACGGAAUUGAAUCUAACAACUACUAAAUAGUUUACGGAACUCGAAUUACAUUUUUACCCUACAUCAAGCUAAUUGCUCUUGAAAUUUAGAUAAGUUGAAAAGGAAAAGUUGAUAAAAAAAACUCAUCAUCGGUGUCAUUUAAUUAAUUGUUUGAUUCCCUGGAAGGUUUUCGAAGUAUCCACUAUGUAUAGGGGGUAUGUAAGGAAAUAGGGACAACAUGUCCUCCUUUUUGUCAUGUUGCUAUAAAAUCAUCGAUCGAAUUGAAUUUUGUACACCCAGCUUGUAACCCAAUGUAAUCGAAAUCUAGAAAUUGUGAGUUUACCAUGGCUUUCGAUUGACAUAUACACAUCCAACCAACAAAUGACAAUGUUUUAGUAUAAUUGUUGUUUAUUUACAACUUGCUAUAAAUCAUUUGAUGAAAUAUUGUUCGAAUGCUCAAUAAAAAUGGCACAAGUCAUUGUAAUUGUACUUUUUCCUCUUUAUAUAAAAAUAAGGUUUGACUCUUUCAUCUUGUACAAGGCUAUAAAGAAAAAUUGUUCUUAUUAACUAUACGAUACUAUUAUGUGGUUGGUAUUUCUGAUACUUUGCGGUGGGUAUCUCGACUAAAAUGCUUAUAAUUCAGAUUUUCUCAGAUAACUCAAACAGCAAUCUAUCAGCUAAUGUAUAACACUUGUAAAUAUUUAUUUAAUGACAAAUGAAGUCUGUCUCUGUUGUUUUUAGGGUGUAUCCACAUGUUGAUAUUUUGUAGUCUGGUUAUUCAGGAUCACUGACGAAAUGUUAAUUUUUUUUUCUUUCUUUUAAUAAUGUAAUAUUUAAAACGGCACCAUGAUUUUAGUUGUAAUCGAAUUUUUACAGUGUGCUGAUAAUAUGUGAAGAAAAAUCGUUUCAUUUUUUUUAUAUAUAUAUAUAUAAAUAUAUAUUUUAAACGGUGAACAUUAUAUGUCAAACUUUCGGAUGCAAGGAAGUUUUUUUACUACUUAGUUGAGAUUUAUUUGAUUUCAAUAUUAUUAUGGCGUUAUUUUAAAAUAUCAUGUUUUUAUAUUAUUUUUAAUUUUUUUUAUUGGGAAAUCAAAUAAUUUCGACACCCUUUAUACUUCUAGUGAAUAUUCAUAGCGUCUAGCAGAAAUUUCAAUAAAUUAUUGUUUUAUUUACCUCACUAAACUGCCAAUUUGGAAAAGGGGAAUCAAAGUGGCAAAAAAAGGAUAAUCGGAGGGCUCCACAUGUCUCACUGGUCAUUUUCGAGUUAUCCAAGGUUCGAAACCCCUAAAUUUAACUGAAAAAUUCAUUUGUUUUCAUUUGAAAGGGUACUUGUCAACCAUCGUAUUUCAAACUACUUCCAGUGUCCCCGUUUUGAGUCUUCGAGGGCUUUUAUGAUCGAAAACUUCAAAUAGGGGAUUCUGCAGUUUUUAUGAUGUACCAGUAAACAGGCACAUCAUCUUUUUUCAGUUCUGCUCCCCAUCAAAUGAAAUUAUAUUUCUCAUUUUGAGUCUACGGUGUGUUGUAUUCUGAGUCCUCCAAUUAAGAAUUUCAAUAAAAAUUUACAAUUAUAUUUUCUUUUUUUUUAAGAACCGAUAAAAAAACAUGUUUAUACAUCUAUUUUAAUGUUUUUUGCAUUAUUUUUUUUUAAUUGUGAUAUAAUAUUGUCAGUACCCUGUAAACGUUCGAAAUUUGCGAGUUUCGGCAAAUUUUGAAUAACCUAGUCUUAUUUUUUUUUUUGAAUCGUAUUCUUAAAUAAUUUUAUCACUUUUUCGGUUGACCAUCAUCCAUCGUUUAAGGAAUAUACAGAAUGUUCAGUUUCAUCACACGGGUUGCAUUUGUAUUUUUAUUUUCUUUUUUUAAUAACAUCUAAUCGAGCGACUAUAUUGAUAUUUCUUUUAGUUACAAGUUCUUAUCUUAUCCGAAAACUGUACACCCUGUAUAUACUGUAAUUAUCCCGAAGUAUUUUCUCGUUUUUAUUAUUGCAACUUUUUUUCCUUUUUAUUUUUUAUGUGUCGAUUGAACGCUGACUUUUGCUGAUCGAAACAUUUUGCGUUGUGUAUCGGUAGUACCCAAAAAGGGCGUUUUAUCGUAGGCUAAGGGCUAAUUUUGGCUAACAACUAAAUUUAAAGUACAAUUAUUUAAUCUUGAUAUUGUUGGUUUGUAUGAAAAAUGUUAUUGCGAUGAAGCCAGCGAUUAAUCUGUGGACUUUCCAGUUUCUUUUUUAUACUUUUUGUCAUUACUAACACGGUGAUUAAAUCAUUAAUAUUAAAUAGAUUCUUGUUUCUUCAUCCCGAUUUAUAUUUUUUUAAAAAUUCAUCGUUUCCGGAUAUGGUUUUGUUUGCUUGUACAAAAUUUUGUAUUUAAUAAUUUGUAUUUAUUGCCACUCUGUAUAUUUCGUAAUUUCAAUGAAAAUAUUUGCUUAGAUUUUAAAGUACCGCAAUAAAAAAUAAUGAAAAUUAUAUUUUGAGUUUUCUUGUUAAACAUAUGUAAGCAGAUUAAAAAAUAUAAAAUAAAAGAAUGUAUGUUGAA